Messenger RNA from Poeciliopsis prolifica (blackstripe livebearer), 2420 nucleotides. It is a transcript of the gene il13ra2, whose product is annotated as interleukin 13 receptor, alpha 2. Gene Ontology annotation, molecular function: protein binding; cytokine receptor activity. The record is from RefSeq and is a predicted model, not a curated record. The transcript has 9 exons. NCBI's taxonomy places the organism in Eukaryota, Metazoa, Chordata, Actinopteri, Cyprinodontiformes, Poeciliidae. Bases 133 to 1383 code for a protein of 416 amino acids. Gene Ontology annotation, biological process: cytokine-mediated signaling pathway. Gene Ontology annotation, cellular component: external side of plasma membrane.
AGCUAAACACAUUCUCCUCAAAGUCGUUAAAUCCAGCGGUCACAUCACACCUCUCAGGAUUUUAUUUAUUUUUACAGUAUCUUUCUGUUUUCUAGUUUUCUUUUGUUGUUAUUGAUUUGUUGGUUUUCACCGAUGGCUAAUGAAUCCGGUGUUCUUCAUUCACUAAUGCUGAUCUUCAUAACCUGGAGGGGGAGCAUGCGCUGCUGUGCAACCACAGUGGAUCCCCCUGAGGAUCUGGCGGUAUUGGACUCUGGUCUCCUCGGACAAAUGCAGAUUACUUGGAGUCCACCAAGCAGCCUGACGAAAAUGACAAAGUGCCUUCAUCAGUACCAGCUGGAGUUUUUCAACACGUACAAGAACUACUGGGAGAUUCUCAGAACCCCGAGGAGGACCCACAGCGCCCAGUUUGACCCGUCCAAAGACGUCCAUAUAAGAGUUUACACCAUUCUGAAUGGAGAGUGCACCAACAACACGAUGAUCAUGAGCAAAAACUGCACGGAGCUGAUUCUGAAGCCUCCCAGCACAGGAGUUUUGGAUACAGAAGCCAAAGCGUUUAUUUGCGUGUACUAUAAUAUGGAGAAGCUGGAGUGCAGCUGGACACGCAGCCUGCAGACGCCACCCAGCGCCCUGCAGACUCUCUAUUUCUGGCAUAAGCCCCUGGAUCAGGCAGUUGAAUGCCCCAGCUACAUUGUGUCAGGUGGAGUUCGGAAGGGCUGCAACUUCCCAGGAAAAUCUCUUCCUGAAUUCACUGACAUCUACUUCUGUGUAAACGGCUCCUCCCAUGAAGGGCCCCUGAAGGCAACAUUCGUCUCUCUGCAGAUUCAAAACCAAGUGAAGGUUGCAGCUCCAGAUAAGCUGCAUCUGCAAACGAGUUCUGACACGGAGUUGGAGUUUCACUGGGAGAAUCCCGCUGGGAGGCUUCCUGCCCACUGCCUUGAGUGGGAAGUGAGACAUCAUCAUGUGGGGGCUGAUGGAAAAAUAUCUCUGAACGACAUUCACACCGAGAAGCCUCGCUUGACUCUGCCUUUCAACAACAGCAAUGAGAGAAACUGCUUCAAGGUUCGGUCCAGACUGAACUUUUACUGUGUGGACCAAAGCUUCUGGAGUGAUUGGAGCCAUGAAACUUGCCAUCCAGAUUUGGAUAACAGACAAACCCCUCUGGGACCAGAAAUGAACUCUGUGUCCAUCUACAUCUACAUUGCUGUUGUCAUCAUUGUCUCCCUGGUGGUGUGUCUGUGUGUGUGGGCAGCAGUCAGCAUGAGGAAAUCAGGACCACAGAGCAAAGUGGACUCUCUGCUUCCCAAGUUGCUGACCAACAACUUGACUCAGAGAGUUUCAAAGAUCUACAGUGGCAAGAAAAUCUGCACUGAUGUUGUCAUUUAAAAACAUUUCAGAACUCGUCUCUUUUUUGUUCAUUGCACUUCUACUUAAGUUUUGACGCUGCCUGUCCAGAUAAGUUUAUUGCUGUGCUACGCUGUACAGUGUUCUUUUUACAAAACUGUCUAACAUUCAACAGAUAUGUUAAGCAGAACAAGGAAGCUAUUUUAUAGGGAAAUUAAAAAAAAAAUCAAGAGUUUUCGGUUUAGUGUUUAUUUUUUUUUGUCAAAACUGGAGGAUUAAACGAGCUGAAGUUACUUAACCAAGAUGUUUUACAGUUUGCCACAUGUCUUGCCAAGUGAUUUACUUAAUAGAAGUUGCAAAAUUGUUGCGUAUUGUAUAUCCAUGUACAUUUAUGUAUUUUAUCAAUGUAUUUACUUGUUUAAUAUGGGCCUCAAAUCUUGCCAGAAACCUGAUAAAACAAGUGAUUUUUUAUGUAACAAAAAAUAAAAGAAACGUGAUGUUAAUGUGUUCAAAAUGUAUUUGUAACCAUCUCUGUUGCACACUUUGAACCAGAGAAGUUUUUAUUCACCAGCCUAGUAUUUCUAUUGCAACUCAAAGUGUAACAUGACCAGAAGAAAUGAGUGUGUAAGUGUUUUAAUGCCACAAACUUUGCCAUUUUUGGGGAAUUGACCCCAGUAGGACUUUUGCCAUGGUUGCUUUAUUCCAAUACAAGCAGACAUGUUUGGUACCUUGACAGUAAGAGUUAAAAAUCACCGCACUCCCUUUGCCUCCUGGUUUCAUUUGAAUUUUAAUGUUACUUUAUGGCUCUAAUAACCUGAAAAUGUAAAUAGAAGUAUAGAUCUAAUGGAUGUAGGCCUUCAUAUACACAGCAUAUCUUAGUUUGUUGCAUAUUCAAAUUGUGGGGAUGAAUUGUUUGUUUCUAUGUUUAUCAAUUUAGCACUAAAACAAGGAGAUUUUAUUUAUGCUCCUAUACUACCUUUUACGAAUGUAUUUUUUCAUGUUUGUUUUUUGUUGGACAUACAUUUUCAGAUGUGAAACAUUUUAGGUUUUGUUCAACAAAUAAAAUUGAGUUAAAAUAA